Messenger RNA from Dibothriocephalus latus, 462 nucleotides. The record is from the annotation of a GenBank genome assembly. Lineage: Eukaryota; Metazoa; Platyhelminthes; Cestoda; Diphyllobothriidea; Diphyllobothriidae.
CCCCGUCCUCCGCCCGUCCUCAGCGACCUCUCCAAACGCACCAAGGACCACUGGGAAAUUCCACGCUCGCAGCUAGUGCUGCAGGAGAAACUUGGCAACGGCCAGUUUGGUGAAGUCUGGAAGGGUGAAUGGAAUGGUACCACACCAGUGGCUGUAAAAACUAUGCGACCGGGUACUAUGUCAAAAGAGGAGUUUCUCAAGGAGGCCCGCAUUAUGAAGACCCUUAACCACCCCCGACUGGUCCGUCUCUACGCCGUGGUCACUACGGAACCCAUCUUCAUCGUUACAGAACUCAUGUCCAACGGCAGUCUCUUGCAGUACCUGCGCUCCGAUGCUGGCAAGGCCCUGGAUCUCAAACAGCAGGUGGACAUUAUGGCCCAGGUAUGUGUAAAUAUUCUUUCAUGGACGAAAAACCUGAAUGGGGCACCAAUGUUUCCCAUAACAGUUGCACUUUUUGGGUGA